AUGGGACGUAAGAAAAUACAAAUCUCCCGCAUUGGAGAUGAGAGGAACAGACAGGUGACCUUCACCAAACGAAAAUUUGGCCUGAUGAAGAAAGCCUACGAGCUGAGUGUCCUGUGUGACUGUGAGAUCGCGCUGAUCAUCUUCAACUCGUCCAACAAGCUGUUCCAGUAUGCCAGCACGGACAUGGACAAGGUCUUACUCAAAUACACUGAGUACAACGAACCACACGAGAGUCGAACUAACAAGGAUAUCAUUGAGAAAAUCGAAAUGCGCGCCGGGAAUACUGUCGGCGAUCGGGAGGGCGCCAGCUCUUCCCUUACUAGUCACUCGUACAUGGCUCUGAACAAGAAAGAGCACAAGGGAUGCGAAAGUCCGGAGCCUGGAGCAGACUCAGACCCGUACAAUGGAUUACGUGUUGAUGAUAAGUAUGACCAUCGUAUACCUGACGACUACCAGAGAGUCAUGCAGCAGAACGUCAUGCGGCAUACUAUGCCAUACCACAAUCAGGGUAUGCCGGUCUCACUGAACAUGCCCUUACAUGGGGGAGGUGGAGGUUUGUAUCAAUCAUCUCAGCCUGGACUCAUGCCCCCCACACCUCAAUCUCAUCACAAUCAUGUGGGAUCACCUGGCCUACUGCAGCCACCACAAGUCCUAAGUCCACGCCCUCACUCAACAGGAGGAAUGUCCGAUCACAUGAGUCACUCACCCACCCCUAAUGGAUACCAACAGCGCAUCUCCCCAUGCAGCUCUCCUGGUGGCCUGUCUAGCACAUCCCCGAAUAUGAUGUUACACAAUGGCAGCAACAUGUCGCAUCACAAGGGGAACUCACCUAAUGUGACCCCGACACACACGCCGACUCCUCAGAUGCGAGCCAGCUCCAACAUGCGCAUGAUGGGCCCGAUGCGUCCGGAUCACCUAGGUGUGCCUGAGAACCGGUCACAGAACUGCCUGACCCCGGGGAUGCCUAUGGGACAAGGAAACAUGCCUAGUGUGACCUACUCGCAGAGUAUGAAUUCACCUUCCUAUCCACAGAAUGAUUUCUCAAUGAAUAAUCCAGAAAUGGGUGGAACAGGAGGAGGAAUCAACUUCAGUCAGUGGAACCAGGGACAUAUGAACGCAGUUUCUCCACAGAAUGCUGGCAUGAUGUCUCAUCACAGCCCCAACACUAUGAACAACAUGUCUGGACAGGUGUCGCCACUAGCCAUCAAUACUUUGAGUGGAAUGCAUAUCAAGAGUGAGCCAAUCACCCCACCGCGGGACACCACAACUCCCUCCACACAAUUCAGACCUCAUUCAAGCGGCACUGGUCAUCUAUCACCAUCAUCAGGCAUGACUGGCCACCUGUGUCCAUCCCCGAGCAUCACAGGCCAUUUAUCUCCAUCAGGUGGACACAACAUGCCUGGUCAUCUGUCUCCAUUAACAGUCGGCCCAGCUGGACACAUCUCACCUUCAGCAUCUGGCCACUUGUCUCCAGCACUGCCUAUAGGUCACAGUAACAACAACUCCCCUGUAAACACUCAGCAUCUAGACUAUGACAGCCCUAUGGUCAAGCGGUCAAGAAUGGAGGGCUGGACAACAUAA
Messenger RNA from Candidula unifasciata, 1581 nucleotides. The record is from the annotation of a GenBank genome assembly. Lineage: Eukaryota; Metazoa; Mollusca; Gastropoda; Stylommatophora; Geomitridae.